This is a messenger RNA of Toxotes jaculatrix (banded archerfish), 6827 nucleotides long. Its product is annotated as F-BAR and double SH3 domains protein 2-like. Lineage: Eukaryota; Metazoa; Chordata; Actinopteri; Toxotidae. Gene Ontology annotation, cellular component: recycling endosome; neuromuscular junction. The record is from RefSeq and is a predicted model, not a curated record. The transcript has 21 exons. Gene Ontology annotation, molecular function: protein binding. Gene Ontology annotation, biological process: neuromuscular synaptic transmission; regulation of actin filament polymerization. Bases 232 to 2532 code for a protein of 766 amino acids.
GUGUGUUCAGUCUCUCCUCGUAGCUUCAGUUUCUGCUCAGUAUAAACUAGCCAUUUAUCAUCAAUCAUGGCCGCCGGAGUAUAAAUCUAACUCCCGUCUUUCCUCCCUGUCGUCUGGAGGGGAGGGUUUUUGUUUGAGGAAACAAAAUAUUAGUCUCACACUGAUUUGGAUUUCCUCUUGGAAUUACAAUACAUCUCACAAGGGAAAUACCAUUCAUGUCAAUACUCCAAAAUGCAGCCGCCGCCGAGGAAGGUCAAAGUGACACAGGAGCUGAAAAACACACACACGGAGCAGAUGACAAGACUGCACUUUAAACACCAGACCGAAUGUGACCUGCUGGAAGACAUGAGGAGCUACAGUCUGAAGAAGGGACAGCUGGAGAGAGACUAUGCACAGGCUCUGCAGAAGUUAGCAAGUCAGUACCUAAAGAGAGACUGGCCUGGAAUCAACCCCGAUGACCAGAGAACAGACUACAGGAAUGUGUAUGCAGUGUGGAGGUCCUACUUAGAAGGUACAGUGCAAGUGAGCCAGUCCAGGCUCAACGUGUGCGACAACUACAAGAGUCAAGUAUCAGAUCCCGCUAAGACUGUUAGACUCUAUAAGGAACAGCAACUCAAAAAGACUAUAGAUCAGCUGAGUGGCAUUCAGGCAGAGCUGCAGGAGUCGGUAAAGGAGUUGGCCAAAGCCAAGAAAAAGUACUACGACUGUGAGCAGGUUGCCCAUGCUGUACGAGAGAAGGCCGACAUAGAGGCCAAGUCUAAACUGGGUCUUUUUCAGUCAAGAAUUAGUUUACAGAAAGCAAGUGUGAAGUUGAAAGCUAAGAGAAGUGACUGUAACUCCAAGGCGACGCAAGCCAGGAAUGACUACUUGCUAACGCUAGCUGCUGCCAACGCUCACCAUGACCGCUACUACCAUACGGAUCUACUGCACUGCAUACAGGCCUUGGAUGGCAGGAUCUAUGAGCAUGUGAAAGACUACCUGGUAGCACUGUGUCGUACAGAGCUAGAGGCCUCCCAAGCUACACACAACACCUUCCAGUUCCUGUUGGACAAAUCCACCAGGAUAAUACAGGAGUUCAACCAGCAGUUGUUCAUGCAGGAGAAUCCAGUAUUUCACAAAGCACACGACUUCCAGUUCCAGCCUAGCGAAUGUGAUACGAGUCGGCAGCUGGAGUCGGAGACAGGGACAACGGAGGAGCACAGUCUGAACAAGGAGGCAAGGAAAUGGGCAACCAGAGUGGCCAGGGAACACAAGAAUAUCAUUCACUACAAGAGAUCUCUGGAGGAGUGUGAGAGCCAUGGCUUGCCCGCCACAGAGCAAGGCAGACUAGAUCUGGAGCUGAAGAUAGAAGACACCAAAGAAAACAUACGCAAAGCUGAGACAAUAAAGUUGAAAGCUGAAGCUCGGUUGGACCUUCUGCGACAAGUGGGGGUUGCUGUGGAUACGUGGCUGAAGAGUGCCAUGAACCAGGUGAUGGAGGAGCUGGAGAAUGAACGCUGGGCCAGCUACACUUCCCACGAUCCCUCACUGUCGGGCACAGUGGACUUGGAGCGUGAGGAGGGUGAGGAGUGUGAAGAGAAUAUGGAGGUUUUUGACGACAGCAGCUCCAGUCCUUCGGGAACCCUUCGAAACUAUCCACUUACCUGCAAAGUCCUGUACUCAUACAAGGCCUCCCAGCCGGACGAGCUAACUAUUGAUGAACAGGAGAUGCUGGAAGUCAUUGAGGAUGGAGACAUGGAGGACUGGGUCAAGGCUCGCAACAAGACAGGUCAUGUUGGCUAUGUCCCAGAGAAAUACCUGCAGUUCCCAACCUCCAACAGCCUGCUGAGCAUGCUCCAGUCUCUGGCUACGCUCGACGCUCGAUCACACACCUCGUCCAACUCUACCGAGCCAGAGCUUCACUCUGGCUGCAUCAAUGGAGACACAAACACGGUGUAUGUCCGUGCACUUUAUGAUUAUGAGGGCCAGGCGGACGAGGAGCUCUCCUUUUCUGAGGGAGCCGUGAUCCGCUUGUUGAGCCGUGACACUCAGACAGAUGACGGCUUCUGGGAGGGAGAGCUCAACGGACGGGUGGGCGUCUUCCCUUCUGUGCUGGUAGAAGAUUUCACUGAAAAUGGGGAGAGCAGUGGAGGAGGGGCAGGUGACAUACAGAUCUCUCCAUCUCUGAAGUUGCCAUCUUCUCUGCCUCCUCUUCCGCUGUAUGACCAACCUCCCAUCAGCCCUUUCACAAGCCCCGAGACCUCCACCCCACCUCCUCUCCCACGCUCACCCUCCGCUGCACUUAACGGGGACCACAAGCCUCCACUGCCUGCCUCGUCACACAAGGGACCGCUGUCCACUCACAAUCAAAGCUCUGGCAGGAGUCCAGUGUCUCCAGGAUUUCCUCAGGCUCAGCCACCACGAUUCACCCCUGAAGGAGGCCCAGGGAAAUUAAGACCUGUGCGAGCUGCUCCUCCUCCACCUAAGCAGCACCCCCGAAGACAGCAGGAGAAGAGUGACAAGACGGAGGAGGUGGAGAUCACGCUGGUGUGACAGUCAGACAAGUUGGCAGGCGGUUAGAGACAAAAAAAUAAAACAGAUGACAGACUUAUCCUACAGGCUGAGGAACUGAACUGCUCUGAACUGAAGUGAGCUUAAAUAAAGUGAUGUGAAGUAAACUGAACUGAACCACGUCGAACCCUCCGGCCGCUCCACAUCUUCUCUCCUCUUUAAGUGGAGGAGGAGAGAAGAGAGAGGAGAUAAAGGCAGAGUAUCCAAUUAAAUAAUCUCCGUAUUAGCUUCCUAAUGAAGUGCAGCAGCAGCUGCCCCCGCAUCCCUCUCUGACCUCCCCCGUCCUUCUAUUCUUGCCUUAAAACUUCACCUCAUCAGGCAGCAAACCAGAGCACAGUAAAAGGAGGAUGAAGAGGAGGAAGAGCAUUUGGAGAGGGGGGAGUGUGACAAGUUGAUGAUGGAUUUGGCAAGUUUUCUUUUGUAGUGUUAAGCUUACUUCAAGAUUUCUGCUACUUUUGAGAAAUUUUUCUCGCUAACUUGCAAACAAAUAAUAAUGAAACAAGAAGUUUUAGAAACUGAAAACUGACAACAUAUAGUAGAGAGGGUUAUCAGAUAAAUAUAAAAUAUAAAUAUAACAUGAAUAAUGUUGAAUAGCAAAUAUAAAUAUAAAUUAAUAUAAAGCUAUAUACUUUUUAUUUAACCUUCAACGAAGAAGUAGAAAGAUUUUUUCCCCUUUACUGCCAAUUAGGAGAUACAAUAAAUUAAAACAUACUGUUUUACUCUCCUAUCAUUCAGUAGCUUGUUUUCUUUUUAAAGUUGCUUAUUUAUUCAAUUUUUGCUUUGCUCUUGGCACACAUUUAAUCAUUCUGUUAUCUCCAUGCAACAUUUCCUUUUCCUUACCACAUUCCAAAUGUCCCUAUGCAAUUUACAUGCCUUUUUUCUGCGAGCUACCAACUGUCUUUAUUUAACUACACUAGCCAGUGCACGUAAUGUUAAUCCUCCAUAUACUGUACUAUAGCUAGUACUUUUUACAUUUUGAGAAAAGAAACAUUUAAUAACACACAUCCACAAAAUUCUGAGGAUGACACAAAGUUCAAAACUUUAUUCCAUUGUGGUCUUCAACAAAAGUCUGUGAACUUUUAAGUAGCAUUGGAGCAUAACGAGUAGCUUUCUGGCUAAAAUUCUUUUAAUCAUGUGGUUCAUAAGCUGUUGUGCUCAGUUUGUUUAGCUUGCCAGUGUUUUCAGUUGAGUUAUCCUUAAUGUGUUUUCUAAUGUCUCUUUUCUUAUAAUAGUGAAACAAACUGAACUCCAAACUUCUGUAGUUUAUGAAGUGAGCGUCAGAUGGUGGCUAACAUUAGCUGAAACUGUUGAUGCUCAGUGUGCUUAGUCACCUAUAGCCACUAUAUUUUCACUGUCUCCAGUGCUCUAAAUAUAUAAGCAAAUUUCGUAAUGGUCAUAUGUGCAUGGUUAAAAAAUACAUACAUGGUUAAAUGUUUGCCAAGAUGAAAAAAACAGAAAAAUGACUUUGAAAAUAAAAUGAGGCAGUAAAAGAUAAAUAAAAAAAUAAAGUGAGUUUUGCUUUAUUUUAUCAUCUGAUUGGUGGUAAAGAAAGAUACGUUUUAAAUAUGUUAUAAUUUUAACAUUUUGGAUACUUUUUAAUAAAUUUUGUGCUAGACUGGGGCUCCAUGAAAAGUAAGCUUGAUCAAAGGGAGUGAGUCAAAACUUGCCAAGUUUGUCAUGUUUUAGAGUGCAGUAGGGUUGGAAGUAAAUGGGCAGAGCGACUGGGUGGUGUGUGUGGACACAGCAUCCCCCUCCCCAGCCCUUCCCUCGCCAUAUAUAAUCCUUCAUACGUAUUCAAUGUGUAUUAGUACAGUACAUUACUGUUGUCAUAGGAAUGUUAUGCACAGCGUUUCAUAUAGACUAACUCAGCUGAAUGGACGACCGUGUCUGAUAUGUAGUGGAAGUUUUAUCCUCAUCAUAUAAUGAAAGGGCAUUGUAAAUACAGUAUGAAAGAGGGGUGAAAGAAGAGAGGGGAGGAGAGGAUGAAAGAAAAAAGAGAAAAAGGAGGCUGGAUCCUCCCUUCUGCUCAUAUCUCCACCUCUCUUCCCAUCCUUCCUUUAUUUUUCUCCCUCUUCUCUAAUGUCUGUUCUGUCCAUUGACAGUCAGUGUGAAUCAGUAGCUAUCUUAUACACACACAUACAGUUACAUAAUAUUACACACAUUACUAUAUCCUCUCUCAUUCUGUGACCCGCUCUGCGUUUGUAUCACUGAUUGGUUCAGGAGGAGGACAGUGGUGCUUUCAAGGGCACUGAAAUUGUUGGUAUUCACUAUGUGGUGACAAAAGUUUUAUUUGAGAUGAUAUAGACACUGAAAAAUAUUUGGGGUCAGAAGAUUUUAUUAAUCACAGAAUGAAGUGUAUGACUUUUUUCCCUACAGAUCAUUGAUUUUUAUUCACCUAUAACAUAUUUCCUUGUUUAGCUGACAUGCAUUACAUUUGCAGGUAUUAUUUUUCUCUGUUGUCUUGCUAAGCGUCUCCAUCGCAUCACUAGGGAGUCUGGCUUUUUAAUACAGCAGAGAAAACAUCCAUAAAAACAAGUGAACCUUUAAUAUUAACAUCACCCUUAUCCUUUCCUGGUGUCUUACAUUUCAGCUUUGAUUAACCAUGGUAGAAACAAAAAACAAGAGAUGUUUAAAAAAUAUGUCGAGCUCAAUGGGCAGAACUAGCAAACAACAGAGUACAAAAGUAAAUUAAUCUCCCCCCUUACAUAUCUUUUAAGCCUUUAAAACUCCUUGCCUAAAGGGCAGCGUAGCACUUUUAUUUAUUUGUACCUUCCCUGGAAAGUAGCAGUACCUUCACGUAGCAGCAGGACGUGUAGAAAUGACUCUGAUGAAUCCCUGUAGUUACAAACACAGAAGCCAGAGUCAUUCUUUUCAUUCUAACGCUGUGGUGGAUCCUCUUUUUUUCAGUGUGACUGACGCUUUUGUUUUUAACUCUCCACUCUUCUAAAGAGAUUGAGAGAUAAUUGUGGACAAUGUAAUUUGGUGUUUUUCUUAACUUAUAAACAACAAACAAAACAAAAAAAUACAUUGUUGAAUGAAAACAUGAAGAAAAUGUGUUUUUGGUCUGGAGAUAGGCCUAGCUGUGUGCGUGUGAUUGUUUAUAGGAGAGAGGAGCAAUUUUGAUCAGGUCUGUGUUCGACUCUGAAGAUGUGCCCCAGUUUCUUCCUGCAUAUUUAUUUUAACCAGGUUUUGAUUUUGUUGAGUGUUCACACUCAUACAUACGUCACAAAAUAGAUUAUACUCAUGAGCACUGCUGUCCCACGGUUCACACACCUAAGAAGGAGCCCCUCACGCUAGGAAACUAAUUGUUCUUGAUGGCGGGUCAGCUUCGGAAAUAAGAUGGAAAGCAAAAAAUAAAGGAAUCAAUCUGUGUUGCAUUCUCCUUGUUAAUGAUAUUUAUCAGUUCUGCUCUAAAGUUGCAGUAUCACACUACAUUUUCUGAUAGUACACAACUGUAAAGUAUAUACAUUUCUUGUAUACUACCUGCAAAAAAGGCGUUUGAGUAUGAAGAUAACUUUAUACCUGCAAUAUAGUAUUCAUGUGAAUUAUGGAGUUGGGACACAGCUUGAGGCUUGGGCUCAAUUUGAUUGGUUUCUAACGUGGAGCUGAAUUUUGAGAAAAGGGAUGCGAGAAAGUACUAAAAAACAUCCUUCAUUUUUUCCUUUGCAUCAGCUUUUAGAAACAUAACAUUUUGUGUAGCAUCCUCAAAGUUAAGCAUGCUGGAAUUAGUUUAAGAUUCAGAUCCUCGCCUCUGCUCUUUUGCUGUUGUAGGAACUAGCAUUGACUUGUAACAGUGUGGUCAAGGCGACUUGAACAACAGCCUCUCCUUGAUCUCUCUGAGAUCUUAUUUAUACUGGUUUUCAAACUUGUUUUGAAGUUUAUGGUUUACAGCAGCAUCCCACAGAACUUCCCACCAUAAAUGCUCAAUUAGUCAAUCUAUCAAAUAUAAAAUGUAUGACUUUUUGUUGCCAGUUGACACUUUGAACAUGAUUAUUUUCCCUUUUAAACAGUCCCUUUUGGUCCGCUACAGUGUUUAAUUAUUUGGUAUGAGCCUGUUUUUGUUUUUGUUUUUUUAUGUAUUAUAUAAUUCUAUAUUUUUCAUCUUUGGAUUUGGAGCAGCUGCACUGCUGCUGUUAUUAACAAUGUGGUGGAACAACUGGCCUUCUCUUUCUUCACAGACUGUUGCUAUGGUGACAAUAAUGAGAACAGGUGCAAAAGUCUUUCUGCAUAUUAUUAUUGGCUGUACAAAAACAAAGUUUGUAUUUAUUGUGUACAAA